Spizellomyces punctatus DAOM BR117 is the source of this 2205-nucleotide messenger RNA. RefSeq lists its product as uncharacterized. The coding region runs from base 412 to 1962 and encodes 516 amino acids. The record is from RefSeq and is a predicted model, not a curated record. Gene Ontology annotation, molecular function: monooxygenase activity; oxidoreductase activity, acting on paired donors, with incorporation or reduction of molecular oxygen; heme binding. The transcript is spliced from 9 exons. NCBI's taxonomy places the organism in Eukaryota, Fungi, Chytridiomycota, Chytridiomycetes, Spizellomycetales, Spizellomycetaceae.
ACUUGCAACAAUCAGUGCAACAACCAAAGACAGAAAUAUAACGCUUUUAAAGCGGAAGCGGAGCAGAUGGACACACACACAUGGCAAUGGAUGAUGAAUUGAAUGAAUUGAGCGAAUGGACGUAGACAGCCUUUAGCAACGGGCGUUUUUCCAACGGUUGAUUUCCUGCAAAUUGCCUCACGGUUGGAGACAAAAAGAAUAUCAUCGUGGGCGUUGGGGAUCAAGGCAAGGGUUAAAGAAGAAUAUCAGUCACAUGCCGAUCUUAAACUUUAUGUCACAAGCACUUGAAAACCAUAAAAAGACCUCCGAAACCUCCAUUUCCCCCCACAUGGUUUAUCGUUCAUCUUUUAGUGAUAUUCCAUUUGUUGCAUAAAAUCGCUAUCUGUUGAACCUUUUGGUCGCUCGGUAAUCAUGGCCUCCCCAGAAGCCCUCAUCGUCGUGCCAGCCAGCGCCCCUAUUAUGGCCAUAGGCAUUCUCUUUUUGUCCAUCUUUGUAUGGAAACUCCUUUUCUCAUAUCGUUCAACCAUCCCAAAUCCCGAGGGAUCGUUACCCAUUAUCGGAAGCACUCUCCUCAUUCGGCCAUAUCUAGAUGGCAAGCGCUUCUUCAAAUUUAUUGUGGACCAGCAAAAGCAACUGGGUCCAAUUUUCAAUCUCAAUAUGCUGGGAGCGUUCACACCUGUUAUUUGCGACAUCAAGGAGGCUCGUAAAAUACUGACGGACACUCAGUUGGCUUAUCGGGAUAAUACCUUCCAAAAGGCUGCAAUUGGCAUCGCCGAGCACGCAUUGUUCAUGUUACCCAGUGGUUCCCAAUGGAAAUACCACAGGAAGUUGGUCGCCCCGGCUUUCAGCCCCUUCCAUCUACGAAAGAUAUUUGCAGAAUCAGUCCAGCACACCGACGGUUUGGUUAAAGCCUGGCGUUCCCUUAUCUCGGCGUCUCCUUCAUCACCUCCCGUUGUCAAUUUGCAUCACCAUAUGCAAUGCCUCACCCUCGAUAUUGUAGGCGCUGUUGCGCUAGGGGGUUACUCGUUCAAUUCUUUAGCCAUGCUUGGAACCCCAGAAACCACAAACUACAAGACCGAACAAGUAACUGCUUUUGAAUACCUUGUUCAAGCCGCUGGCGACCGUUGGGGUUUGCCUCAGUGGAUUUGGCCACUGUUGGGCGUGGGUAAGGAAGAAAUUAAACGUCCUUCCACGGUUACUCGACAAGUUGCGAUGGAGAUUAUGGAAAAGAGGCGGAAGGAAUUAAAAACUAUCGGCGACAGCCUUGAUAAGAAGGAGAUGGAUGUUCUGGAUAAACUCUUAACGCAGGGGUCAGAUGGAGACGCUGAGCCUUUGACCACAGAAGAACUGCUGGAUGAGAUUAUCGGCUUUAUUUUGGCAGGCCAUGAAACAUCGUCGAACGCCGCUACAGCAGGCUUAUUCCAUCUCAUGCAGAACCCUGCUUCUCUUCAAAAGCUGCUCAAUGAAAUCGAUCAAGUCAUUGGAAAAGACGGCGUCCUUACGUGGGAGAAUGUCCAUGCUCUCAAGUAUCUGGAAUUAGUUGUAAAGGAAACGCUCCGAGUCAGCGGCCCCGUUGCUAUGAUUGGUCGGAAUCUGACAAAAGAUACGGUCAUCCUUGGCCACCUUGUUCCAAAGAACUCUCCUGUAAUUUUGAACGUCAAAGGCAUGCAGACAGACCCACGAUACUGGGGACCUGAUGCCGAAAAGUUCAGACCUGAACGAUGGGAGGAAGCUAGAGAUGAGGCAUCGGACGCAGCGUACCUCCCGUUUGGUGCUGGUCCUAUGAUGUGCGUUGGCUGGAAGAUGGCUGUACUUGAAGUCAAGAUCAUUCUCAUUCGGAUUCUCCAAGAGUUCUCGAUGACCUUGCUCCCUGACCAAGACUUUUCUUGGACCGUCGAUGGCAUAACAUGUGGAUACAAGAAGGGAGUCCUUGUCCAUAUUAAAGACCGGGAGACUUCAUGAGGAGACACCGCACCAUUCAUUGAUAUAUGAUACUAUGCAAUUUACUGCACCUUGCAACUGACCGAUUUUGGCGUGUUAUCUGAUCUUGACUUUAAAAGAGUAUGGAAGUUAUGAAGGCCUGGGCUGAUAAUAUAGUACCCAGCCAGUAUGCACAUCCAGAUAUUCCAGUAGGGUAGUAUGUGUAAUAUUGUAGUUGCAGCGCAAUGAUAAUCAAGAAAUAGGUAAUUCUGACCUCUUCACCUG